This is a messenger RNA of Trypanosoma cruzi, 2889 nucleotides long. RefSeq lists its product as uncharacterized. The coding region runs from base 1 to 2889 and encodes 962 amino acids. The record is from RefSeq and is a predicted model, not a curated record. NCBI's taxonomy places the organism in Eukaryota, Euglenozoa, Kinetoplastea, Trypanosomatida, Trypanosomatidae. The transcript has a single exon.
AUGGAGACGAAAGUCGUUUUUUGCUCCCACCAAACCACGACGCCGUCCUCGCCGCUCCCCGCGACAAUACGGGUGGACGGCAACACGGUGCAGUUCAAUUGCCCCCAGCCCCUGAGGGAUGCCGGAUUUCCGGUUGCUGAGGCCUCGUUUGACGUCGAUGUGGCGUUGGACGUGCCGGACGCAAGUACACUCUUCCGAAAACUGUUUGCCACUGCCGCCUCCAACUUUACUCAGGAACGCAAGAACAUGGUGGCCUUCAGCUACGGCGUGCGUUCGUCACCAAAGCGACAACUCAUGUACGGCUCUGCAGCUGGUGAAGGAUAUGCUGCCCGAGUCAUCACUGAAGUUAUUCAGUCGGCCGCCAAAAAGGGCAUUUUUGCCCUCUCGUGCUACGUCAUUGGGUCAACAGAGCACCUUGCAGACCUCCUUAACGUCGACAACGAGCUCGGAGUUAUUGUCGACUCCGUGAAGGAGGGACCGCGUGUGCGAAUGGUGGCGCGAAUUCGUGUCUCAUCGGCCGGCGACGUUCGAGCGGCGAUGGACACUAUUGUCAAAAACUAUGAGAAAUACUUUGCCUCCGUGCUGUGUGAAAAGCAGCCAACGCCUGAGCUGGAGGCAAUUCCUUCCUAUUUGCCCGAUACCGUCGUUCUUCAGCUUUACCGCUAUGAUGGUGAGGCGGAGUUUGCAGAUUAUAUGGAUGCAAACUCCCUGACAUUUGUCGCCUUGGGAGAUGCCGAACGGCCCGUUUUAUGUGGCAUUGACGCCACCGCGCAGCUACACUACGAAAGGGCCCAACGAACAUUGGUGUCGGCAGCAGGAAUUGUCUCCAGCAUUCGCUGCAGUCGUCUACGCAUUCCCUUCGGCAAGUCGAAACUCAGUCAGUUGUUGCGCCGAGCGUACAAUGCGGAAAAAGGCAACCCCAACAACAGCCUCAAUGGUUCUACCGAGACGGUUUUAUUGGUUCACGCCUUUUCGGAUGCCGUGUGGGCGGAGGAAUCGUUCCAUUGUCUCUCCAUGACUCGUCGUGUUGGCAAUAUUCUUGGCUCAACCGGAAUUGGAUCCGUUACAAGGGAUCUUGCCGUUGACAAGUGGCGUCUUGAUCAGGACAUCAUGGAGUUGCGGGAUGAACUCAUGAUUGCCCGGACCGUGUACGACUACAGGCCUUGUAUCUAUGAGUCCAACAAGCCCAUUUCAAACAUAAAGGAGGAAGAGAUGAAGCGCAUAAACGCCAUUCAGAGCAAACGUGAGGAGGCGCGGGAACGGCAGCUGAGUUUGGUUCGCGAGCGUGCCAAGAAUGAGGCGGAGAAGAUGAUAAAAGAGCUUGAGCAGAGAAGUGGGACCACGUUGGAUGAACUUGAGAGGACUCUGGAGGCCAAAAAGAGGGAGAGCAGUGCUCUGCAGGCCGACCGCGAAAAUCGCAUUCGGGAGUACGAGCAGACGUUGGAGAAGAUCCGAAAGAAGAAACAGGACGAGGAGAGUGCCUCGGAGAGGUUGCGGCAGGAGAUGCAGCAGCUGGAGCAAGAACUCAGCCUACGGCAGAGCGCCAUUGAGACGAAGAAGAAGCAACUCGAGAUGAUUCAACUUGACAGGGCGAAGGGGCGAGAGGCCAUCAUGCGGGAACGGCAGUCCAUUCAGGCGAUGCGAAAGACCGUCCUGGAGGAGCGGCGUCGCCAGCGGAGGCAGUGGAUCCAUCAGAUUAAGGAAAUGAAUGCAAAAGUACUGGAACAGGUGCGUCUGUUGGCCGAGGAGCGGAAAAAGAACUGCGAGCAGGCGACAGCCAAGGAGGACGCCGCCGAGAGGGCUCUUGUUGCUGACAUCAAAACGAUCGAGGAGUAUUUGCCGAAGCUCAUUUCCCUUGAAGACAUUCCUGUGAAUCCGGAGGAGACGGACAUCAUUCGACGCCAGUUCGACGAGGUCUUCGCGCAAGAAAAACAGACAUAUUUGGCCAGGCUUGAAGAGGAAAAGUCCCGCAAGGAGAAGCUGGAACGAGGACUCGAGGUGUAUCGACAGCGUAUGCUUGAUGAUUACGUGGCAAAGAAAAACGAAAAACUGCAUGACGCCGAGACAAAGGAACACCACCUCAGUUCUCUUGUGGAUCAGGUGCUGAAUUACUUACGCAACGGGGUCCGCAUGACAAAGAUAUCAAGCAAGGGCAAUGCUCGCAGACGCCUAUAUUUUCUCUCGGAGGACUGCAAACGUAUUCAUUCCUGUGAGCUGGACCAUCAGGGAUUCCCGUUAAAUCGCAAACGGCCUCCAGUCACCAUUUGGAUACGUGACAUCAGAAAAGUUCUCAUCGGCCUGUACACAACCUCAUUUGUGAACUACAGCAACGAGGCACAGCUGGCAAAAACACGCCAGGAGGCAGUUUCUGACAAUGGGACGUACCGCCAUGAUCCCACGCAAAACAUCACUCCAUCCAACCUUGGAAUAAACAACUACCGCGCAUUCGCACUUUUACUUCGCGGCGGGAAAUCAUUGGAAGUGGUUUGUGAGACUGACAGCGACUGCGAGGCCUGGCUUGUUGCUCUCAAGCGUCUACUGCAUUUGAAGACUCCUGUGGAAAGGCUUCUUGAGGAACGACGGGGUACGUCAAGAGACGCACGUGCGCAGCCGAGCGAUAAUGACGUGGAAAUGCGGUGGGGUGGCCCACUUGACAUUCGCAAUAUGCGAGGAUUUGUUUCUUUGGCCCCCGAUGAAGCAACUCUUUGCGGCGAGAACCACAUUCCGCCAGCCCUCUUCCUUCGGGUGAAACAGGAGCUGGCGGAAAAGUCUCAAAGGAGCACAAUAACCGCCUAUGACGUCCGAGUUUGCUCGGGCCUGGAUCUGUUCCGCUCUGGCCAACUUUACGACUACUUGUGCGAAAAGCGUGUCGUUCCGCUUCCGUACUAA